Molecule: messenger RNA, 1948 nt
Organism: Bombina bombina (fire-bellied toad)
Lineage: Eukaryota; Metazoa; Chordata; Amphibia; Anura; Bombinatoridae
Product: gastrula zinc finger protein XlCGF8.2DB-like
Exons: 2
Coding region: 99-1220 (373 amino acids)
Source: RefSeq, a predicted model, not a curated record
GACACGGCCAGAGCACUGAGAGAUAUCAGGUAUUGAUGUAACUGGAGUGAAUAAGGGAACCUUCUUCCUGAGCACAGACAUUGGAGCCUGUUAUCAGCAUGAACUCAUAUGGGUUAGACAAAUACGUCAAUAGUUCAUAUUUAUCCUUCACUACAGGAAGUAUCAGAAUGAUACCGCAAACUCCAAUAGUCUUAGACACCAAUGACUAUUCACAAACAUUGGGGAAAUCACAGCAGAUAUUUAAAGAAGAUGGUGAAUUGGCAGGAACUGGGCAGCAAUUAUUAUGUACAGAGAGUAAUUUAGUCCUCAAACAAGAGGACAACAUUUAUGACUUUUCUAGUGAAAUUAUUAUCCCAGAGGAUAAACCACACAUAUGUACUGAGUUUUCAAAACAUAUUAAAGAAGGGAAAAGUCUGCAUUCUAGCCAAACAAUUCAUACAAAGGAGAAACAUUUCAAAUCUACAGAAUGUGAGAAAAGCUUUAGAUGGAAGUCUCAUCCACUAGAACACUACAAAAUUCACACAGGUGAGAAACCACACACAUGUCCUGUGUGCGGCAAAUGUUUUACACGAAUGAAUAAUCUGAAAAGUCAUGAAAAGAUUCACACAGGGGAAAAGCCGUUCACAUGUACAGAGUGUGGGAAAAGUUUUACACGAAUGGAUUAUCUGAAAAGUCAUGAAAGGAUUCACACAGGGGAAAAGCCUUUUACAUGUUCAGAGUGUGGGAAAUGUUUUACAGAGAAAAGUCAUCUGAAAUAUCAUGAAAGGAGUCACACAGUAGAAAAGCCUUUAACAUGUACAGAGUGUGGAAAAAGUUUUACACAUAUGAAUAAUCUGAAAACUCAUGAAAGGAUUCACACAGGAGAAAAGCUAUUCACAUGUACAGAGUGUGGAAAAAGUUUUACACAUAUGAAUAAUCUGAAAACUCAUGAAAGGAUUCACACAGGAGAAAAGCUAUUCACAUGUACAGAGUGUGGAAAAAGUUUUACACAAAAGAUUGAUCUGAAAACUCAUGAAUGGAUUCACACAGGAGAAAAGCCUUUCACAUGUACAGAGUGUGGUAAACGUUUUACACAAAAGAGUGGACUGAAAAUACAUGAAAGGAUUCACACAGGAGAAAAGCCUUUCACAUGUACAGAGUGUGGGAAACGUUUUACACAAAAGAGUGAUCUUAAAACUCAUGAAAGGAGUCACAAGGGAAGAAAGCUUUCACAUGUUUAGAAAGUGGAGAAAAGGUUUUUAUUGAAAUCAGAUAUCACAAAACACCAAAUAUUUACACACACAUAAACUUUAUAUACACAGUGUACAACCUUUUUACAAUUAUCUUAAAGAGGAAAAGCUCUCUAAAUAGAAGCAUCAAAAAGGAUCGUAUUGUAAAUAAUACUUUCUAAAUCCCAGUUAAAAAAGCCCCAGAUUUUAAGUGCUCCGAUGCACCUCAAUUUCUCUCAUAUAAAUGUGAUAGAAUCCAAACACCACACUGGAAUAUACAAAUCUGUCCUCAUCCAGUUUACACAACCAUUCACCACCAAAGCACCCCCAGUGUUGUUUAUUAAUAUGCCAGUGUUAGAAGUUGUAUGUUUGUUUUACAUAGGGGAGGAAAUAAUUACAUUUACGUCUUUAUAUGAAUAGAGUGUUAGAGAAUUAUAUAAACAAGAACAUCAGUCUCAAAUGAUUGACAUCUGGGACAUAUAUUUAAUGCGCACAUCAUGUGGAUAAACCUUUUCUUAUAAUAAUAGAUGCUUAGCAUUGCACAUGUUAUAUACCAGAGGAAUUACUGAGGGGAAACUGAUUUUAUUUAAUGAGACACAAUAUCAGUAACCGGUACAUACGGUGAUCAUAAUCAGUUUAAUUUAAAUGGCUACUAUAACCUACAUGUAUACUGGGUAUGUAAUAUGUGUGUCAUGUUAUGUAACUUGUUAUUAUGUCUGUUUUAUAUAAGAUAAAACAGA